Messenger RNA from Malaclemys terrapin pileata, 2673 nucleotides. It is a transcript of the gene BBS4, whose product is annotated as Bardet-Biedl syndrome 4. The transcript has 16 exons. The record is from RefSeq and is a predicted model, not a curated record. Gene Ontology annotation, biological process: protein localization to cilium; cilium assembly. Bases 105 to 1664 code for a protein of 519 amino acids. Gene Ontology annotation, cellular component: ciliary basal body. Gene Ontology annotation, molecular function: protein binding. Lineage: Eukaryota; Metazoa; Chordata; Testudines; Emydidae.
UUGCGGUUUGUUCCUCUCUAUGGCUCCUCCUCUAAGCUCUUCCGUGUCAGCUGGUAACCUUGGUAACGGACAACUUCCGAUAAGCGAGACCUGGGAGUAGAGCGAUGGCGGAGCCGAGACUUGGAGCCGAGCUGGCUUCACCAUUCCCAAUAGCUACAGAACCUCAGAAACCCCGCCCAAGAAAAGUGCCAGAGCUGCCAAUCUUGGAGAGAAGGAACUGGCUGAUACACCUGCACUAUAUCCGCAAAGAUUAUGAUGCAUGUAAGAUUGCUAUCAAAGAGCAACUCCACGAGACUCAGGGAAUGUGUGAAUAUGCAGUCUAUGUUCAAGCCUUGAUACUUCGUUUAGAAGGGAAGAUUCAAGAAUCCCUAGAACUUUUUCAGACAUGUUCCAUUCUAAAUCCUCAGAGUGCUGACAACCUCAAACAGGUGGCGCGAUCAUUGUUUCUGUUGGGGAAACACAAAGCAGCUAUUGAAGUAUACAAUGAAGCAGCUAAACUCAACCAGAAGGAUUGGGAGAUCUGCCACAACCUGGGCGUGUGCUACAUGUACCUGAAGCAUUUCAACAAGGCGAAAGACCAGCUGAAUGAUGCCUUGCAGCUCAACAAGCAUGAUCUGACAUACAUGAUGCUGGGAAAAAUUCACCUGCUGCAAGGGGAGACCGACAAAGCCAUCGAAGUCUAUAAGAAAGCAGUGGAGUUUUCUCCAGAAAACACAGAGCUCCUUACGACCCUGGGUUUACUCUAUUUGCAGCUUGGGGUUUAUCAGAAGGCAUUUGAACAUCUUGGAAAUGCACUUACAUAUGAUCCCACCAAUUAUAAGGCUAUCUUGGCAGCUGGCAGUAUGAUGCAGACUCACGGUGAUUUUGAUGUAGCCCUCACCAAGUACAGGGUAGUAGCCUACACCAUGCCUGAAAGCCCCCCAUUAUGGAACAACAUUGGAAUGUGCUUCUUCGGCAAGAAGAAAUACGUGGCAGCUAUUAGUUGCCUGAAGCGAGCCAAUUAUUUAGCUCCCUUUGACUGGAAGAUUCUGUACAAUUUGGGGCUAGUCCACCUGACAAUGCAGCAGUAUGCAUCUGCUUUCCACUUUCUCAGCGCUGCUGUCAACUUCCAGCCCCGGAUGGGAGAGCUCUACAUGCUGCUGGCAGUGGCUCUGACAAACCUCGAAGAUGUUGAGAAUGCUAAACGAUCCUAUGAGCAAGCUGUAGCGCUGGACCAGUGUAAUCCCCUGGUCAAUCUGAACUACGCGGUGCUGCUCUACAACCAGGGGGAUAAGAAGGGAGCACUAUGCCAAUACCACGAGAUGGAGAAGAAGGUCAAUGCCCUGAAAGAGAACAGCGCUCUCGACUUUGAUCCUGAGAUGGUGGAUGUGGCCCAGAAGGUGGGAGCUGCCCUUCAGGCGGGGGAGAGUCUGGUCUGGACUAAACCCAUCAAAGAUUCCAAAUCAAAGCAGCAAGCCGCUACAUCUAGCAAACCCUCCAGCACUCAGCAACCUCUGGGCUCUAACCAAGCCCUGGGUCAGGCCAUGUCUUCAGCAGCUGGGUAUGGAAAGACUAUGCAGCUUUCUACAGGAUCAAGACCAAGUGCCUGCAACAGCUUCACACCGGAGACGAUUACAUCUACACAGGCAUUGACUCUGGAGAAAGAGGACAGAAAGGAAAAGUGAGCUGGGAAAACCAGAGAAAGAGAGACUUGGGGGGACGUCUAAAAGUUCUGGGAGAAAGUUGCUAUGUUUUGGCUUAUUGAAAUUGUUAGCACUCAGAUUCCAGAGAAUUUUACAAGCAGCUUCAAGAAAUGCAUCAAUCAUUGCUUUAACUGACAAAGUGGCCUGCUUUUGACCCAUUUUUAUUCAACUAAAAGACUGUGGACUAGGGACAGAUUUCCAGCUCUAUUAUUCAAACCUCACACAGGCAUGAAACACAAAAUGGGCACAAUAGCAGUGCUUAUUACCUGUCAGGGUUGGUAAAAAUCAAUGAUUUUUUUUUUAAAUCGGAUUUUUUUUUCAUUUAAAUUGGAUUUUUUUGAUAAAAUGUUUUUUGAGGAAAAAACCUAUCUAAAGAUAGGUUUAAUUAAGAUAUCUUUGAGCUAUAAUGUAUCUUAUCAUGGAAUAGGGAUUAUAAAUUCUAAUUCUAUAGUAUGAGACAAUAUAUUCAUGUAAUGUUUAAAAAAAGUUUUGUAAAUGAGUUCCAGUAGUUCAUGGAUUAGGGACCCUUAUGGAGUUCCAUAUGCUUCUGUAUAGAUUAUUUAUCUUUCUAUCUACCCAAUGGGACUCAGUGCUCAGUCUAGAAGAUACCAUCAGAGAUGCUUAGUUUUACUUUUCUCAAACUGUGGAUUUCUGUCUCCAGAGGUAACAUAAUUGUUAACAGCAACAAUAUUUUUUAAAUAAAUAAAUAAUAUAUAGAGGUGAGAAAUAACAGACCUCAACCCUAUUGUCCCUCUGCAAAUUUGUGUACACAGGGUCAAUUCCUUACCUCUCUCUAAAAGUGCAAAGUUUCAAAAAGUUCAAUGAAUAGAAGAUUGUUGGGGGCGGAAUAGAUCUGGACAAGGAGAAGUCUGGAGAAUGUGAGAAGCAAGGGACAUUUGCUUGUUUUGUUAAAAUAUUAUACGUUUGCUGUUGAAGAAAAAAUCCAGAAUACUUAACGUUGUUUUAGUUAAAUAAAACAAUUUAAAUGGCU